CCCCGACCCCCGCCGGCCGGCCCCCCGCCCCAGCCCCGGAGGGAGCUCAUGGGAGUAUGAAGGAGAUGGUAGGAGGCUGCUGCGUAUGUUCGGACGAGAGGGGCUGGGCCGAGAACCCGCUGGUCUACUGCGAUGGGCACGCGUGCAGCGUGGCCGUCCACCAAGCUUGCUAUGGCAUCGUUCAGGUGCCAACGGGACCCUGGUUCUGCCGGAAAUGUGAAUCUCAGGAGCGAGCAGCCAGGGUGAGGUGUGAGCUGUGCCCACACAAAGAUGGGGCAUUGAAGAGGACUGAUAAUGGAGGCUGGGCACACGUGGUGUGUGCCCUCUACAUCCCCGAGGUGCAGUUUGCCAACGUGCUCACCAUGGAGCCCAUCGUGCUGCAGUACGUGCCUCAUGAUCGCUUCAACAAGACCUGUUACAUCUGCGAGGAGCAGGGCCGGGAGAGCAAGGCGGCCUCGGGAGCCUGCAUGACCUGUAACCGCCACGGAUGUCGGCAAGCUUUCCACGUCACCUGUGCCCAGAUGGCAGGCCUGCUGUGUGAGGAGGAAGUGCUGGAGGUGGACAACGUCAAAUACUGCGGCUACUGCAAAUACCACUUCAGCAAGAUGAAGACAUCCCGGCACAGCAGCGGGGGAGGCGGAGGAGGCUCUGGAGGAGGAGGAGGAGGAGGAGGAGGAGGAGGAGGAGGAGGAGGCAGCAGCAGCAGCAUGGGGGGAGGUGGCAGUGGCUUCAUCUCUGGCAGGAGAAGCAGGUCAACCUCACCAUCUACACAGCAGGACAAGCACCCCACCCACCAUGAGAGGGGCCAGAAGAAGAGUCGGAAGGACAAAGAACGCCUUAAACAGAAGCACAAGAAGCGGCCUGAGUCGCCCCCCAGCAUCCUCACCCCGCCUGUGGUCCCCACUGCUGACAAGGUCUCCUCCUCGGCCUCCUCUUCCUCCCACCACGAGGCCAGCACGCAGGAGACCUCUGAGAGCAGCAGGGACUCAAAGGGGAAAAAGUCUUCCAGCCACAGCCUGAGUCAUAAGGGGAAGAAACUGAGCAGUGGGAAAGGUGUGAGCAGUUUUACCUCCGCCUCCUCCUCUUCCUCCUCCUCUUCCUCCUCCUCUGGGGGGCCCUUCCAGCCUGCAGUCUCGUCCCUGCAGAGCUCCCCUGACUUUUCUGCAUUCCCCAAGCUGGAACAGCCAGAGGAGGACAAGUACCCCAAGCCCACAGCCCCCGCUGCUUCAGCCCCGCCUUCUCCCUCAGCCCCCGAACCCCCCAAGGCUGACCUUUUUGAGCAGAAGGUGGUUUUCUCUGGCUUCGGGCCCAUCAUGCGCUUCUCCACCACCACCUCCAGCUCAGGCCGGGCCCGGGCGCCCUCCCCUGGGGACUAUAAGUCUCCACACGUCACGGGGUCUGGGGCCUCAGCAGGCACCCACAAGCGGAUGCCCGCGCUGAGUGCCACCCCUGUGCCUGCUGAGGACACCCCUGAGACAGGCCUGAAGGAGAAGAAGCAUAAGGCCAGCAAGAGGAGCCGCCAUGGGCCAGGCCGUCCCAAGGGCAGCCGGAACAAGGAGGGCACUGGGGGCCUAGCUACCCCAUCCUUGCCCAGUGCCCAGCUGGCUGGCUUUACCGCCACUGCUGCCUCACCCUUCUCCGGAGGUUCCCUGGUCAGUUCUGGCCUGGGAGGUCUGGCCUCCCGAACCUUUGGGCCUUCUGGGAGCUUGCCCAGCCUGAGCCUGGAGUCCCCCUUGCUAGGGGCAGGCAUCUACACCAGUAAUAAGGACCCCAUCUCCCACAGUGGCGGGAUGCUGCGAGCUGUCUGCAGCACCCCCCUCUCCUCCAGCCUGCUGGGGCCCCCAGGGACCUCGGCCCUGCCCCGCCUCAGCCGUUCCCCGUUCACCAGCACCCUCCCCUCCUCCUCUGCUUCUAUCUCCACCACUCAGGUGUUUUCUCUGGCUGGCUCUACCUUUAGCCUCCCUUCCACCCACGUCUUUGGAACCCCCAUGGGUGCCGUUAACCCCCUCCUCCCCCAAGCCGAGAGCAGCCACACAGAGCCAGACCUGGAGGACUGCAGCUUCCGGUGUCGGGGGACCUCCCCCCAGGAGAGUCUGUCUUCCAUGUCCCCCAUCAGCAGCCUUCCCGCACUCUUCGACCAGACAGCCUCUGCACCGUGCGGGGGCGGCCAGUUAGAUCCGGCGGCCCCAGGGACAACGAACAUGGAGCAGCUGCUAGAGAAGCAGGGCGACGGGGAAGCCGGCGUCAACAUCGUGGAGAUGCUGAAAGCGCUGCACGCGCUGCAGAAGGAAAACCAGCGGCUGCAAGAGCAGAUCCUGAGCCUGACGGCCAAGAAGGAGCGGCUGCAGAUUCUCAACGUGCAGCUCUCUGUGCCCUUCCCUGCCCUGCCUGCUGCCCUGCCUGCCGCCAACGGCCCUGUCCCUGGGCCCUAUGGCCUGCCUCCCCAAGCCGGCAGCAGCGACUCCUUGAGCACCAGCAAGAGCCCUCCGGGAAAAAGCAGCCUCGGCCUGGACAACUCGCUGUCCACUUCUUCUGAGGACCCACACUCAGGCUGCCCGAGCCGCAGCAGCUCGUCGCUGUCCUUCCACAGCACGCCCCCACCGCUGCCCCUGCUCCAGCAGAGCCCUGCCACUCUGCCCCUGGCCCUGCCUGGGGCCCCUGCCCCACUCCCGCCCCAGCCGCAGAACGGGUUGGGCCGGGCACCAGGGGCAGCGGGGCUGGGGGCCAUGCCCAUGGCUGAGGGGCUGUUGGGGGGGCUGGCAGGCAGUGGGGGCCUGCCCCUCAAUGGGCUCCUUGGGGGGUUGAAUGGGGCCGCUGCCCCCAACCCUGCAAGCUUGAGCCAGGCUGGCGGGGCCCCCACGCUGCAGCUGCCAGGCUGUCUCAACAGCCUUACAGAGCAGCAGAGACACCUCUUUCAGCAGCAAGAGCAGCAGCUCCAGCAGCUCCAGCAGCUCCUGGCCUCCCCGCAGCUGACCCCGGAACACCAGACUGUUGUCUACCAGAUGAUCCAGCAGAUCCAGCAGAAACGGGAGCUGCAGCGCCUGCAGAUGGCCGGGGGCUCCCAGCUGCCCAUGGCCAGCCUGCUGGCAGGAAGCUCCACCCCACUGCUGUCUGCAGGCACCCCUGGCCUGCUGCCCACGGCGUCUGCUCCACCCCUGCUGCCCGCCGGAGCCCUAGUGGCUCCCUCACUUGGCAACAACACAAGUCUCAUGGCCGCAGCAGCUGCAGCUGCAGCAGUAGCAGCAGCAGGCGGACCUCCAGUCCUCACUGCCCAGACCAAUCCCUUCCUCAGCCUGUCGGGGGCAGAUGGCAGUGGUGGUGGCCCCAAAGGAGGGACCGCUGACAAAGGAGCCUCAGCCAACCAGGAAAAAGGCUAAAUCCACCCUCACCCCUCCUGACCCCCUAAGUGGAGGGAGCAGAUCCUGGCCUGAGGGGUCCGACCCUGGAGCAGGCGCCUGCGCCCAGACCCUGGAGAGCCCCGACCCAGUGCUGAGGUCCAGGGAGUGUGGGGAGCUCCUGGUGCCGAGGACUGAGACUGGAGGGGAGCCCCUUCCAUCUGGCCCCCUUCCCUUUCUGCACUGUCUGCUUUGCGAGGCUCAGAGGAAGGACAGGCCGCAAGCCCACCUAGGAGCUCCACCCCCAGCAGAUGUUUUGGGGGUCCCUGAGAGCAAAGUGGGCCAUAGCAGAAGUAGGGGCUCGUUGGACCUGUCACAUGAAAUGGAUCAGCACUUGAAUGGGGAGAAGUAGAGCGAGAGGCCCUGGGCCUGUCCCCGAGGGGAAAUCUUUUACGGAAGAAGGGCUGGACCCACUUUACCUGCAGUUUCUUCCCAGCUCGGGCAGAUGGCAGAAGGGACCCCUUGGACUUUUUCUUGCCAUCCCUCCCUCCCAGCGCAGGGGGCACAAGCUGAGCUUGUAAAAGCCCACGGAUGGCGGGGGCUGGAGAAGGGGCAGGACAGCAUCACACUCAGCCCUCAACCUCUUGGGGCCCAGCUGAUGAGGAGGAGAGGGCAGGUGCGGGGAGGCACCGCCUUGCUUGGUGCCCCGCCCUUUGUUUGCACUAUUGGACUUAGGAGUGCCGAGGGUGGGGAGAUGGAGCUGCCUGACUCAGUGUGUGAGUGUGUGUGAGAGAGAGAGAGUGUGUGUGUGUGUGUGUGUGUCUGUGUGUCUGCCUGCCUGCCUGCCUGCUUGCUUGCCUGCCUCUCUCCCCCUGGACCCGGGGCAGCCAAGAGCAGGGAUAGGUGCAGUGGUCGGUGAAGCAGCUCCAGAGAGGGGAGCUCCCAGCUCUUACUUGCACGCUCCGCACCUCACCAACUUUGGUCCCUCUCUGGGGCAUGAAUGCUUAACGAAAACCAGAGCAGUAUUGCGAUAUUGGAGAGUCCCUGGGGGCUUGGGGCUUUGAAUCAGGGUAAUAUCCUGCCUUCCCUCCCCUGACCCCACAUGGUCUCAGGGUCCCCUUGGGGCCCCCUACCCCACUGAUAGCUUGGUCCUUCUUCCCUGGCACAAGGGGAGCCCCAGGGCUUGGGGGAGGAGGUAAGGGGGGAAAACGUCACUGCUUUUAGCAAAAGCCUCCCUCCCAGAAUUAGCCAGCCUGCCUCCUGCACCCCACCCCCACCAACCAGGGGAGCCAGUAAGCUGAGCUAACACCUGUCCCUCACCCACCAGCUAUUUCCCAGGGUGUCGUGGGCACUUCUCACCUUCAAAGAGUCUCCGCCUGCCCUGGCCUUUGGCACAGGCCGAGUGGACAGUCAGGAGAGGCGAGGCAAGGCGAGGCCUGUGUCCUGUUUCGGUUGCACUGGGGUUGGAGCCCGGGGUAGGCGCUUCCCGCUUCCUCAGGCUCCUGCCUUGUCAGGCUCUUUGCAUGUGUGGAUUUUUCUGUGUUUCUGUUUGGGUUUUUGUUGUUGAGUUCUUGUUUUUUUUUUUUUUUUUUUUUUUUUUUUUUUCUUUUUUAAUAAAAGAAGAUGUGUAUAUUUUUGGCAAUGACAGAAACGUAGUGCAGAUAUAUUUUUGCCUGUGCUGCUCAACUGUUUUUUUUUUUUUUCCGAUACUGAAAAUAAUAUUAAUAUUCCUGUUGAUAAGACUUUGUAAGAUGUUAGGGAGCUGAUAACGGAGGGGGUGGGAAUCCUUCAGAGGCAAUUUCUUAGGCACUUGCAAAGGGCUUGGGGGAGGGGGAGGCAGUUGUGAUGACCUCAGAAAUACUUUCUAUUAAUGCUAAAUAUGUUAGAAAGAAAUGAUAGAAUUCAGCAUUUUAUUCAUUUUAAUCUAUUAAGCUCUGUAACUCCCUGCCCCAAACCACUGAAAAGAAAAGUAAACCAGGCUGGGCGCGGUGGCUCACGCCUGUAAUCCCAGCACUUUGGGAGGCUGAGGUGGGUGGAUCACCUGAGGUCAGGAGUUCGAGACCAUCCUGGCCAACAUGGUGAAACCUCAUCUCUACUAAAAAUACAAAAAUUAGCCAGGUGUGAUGAUGCACGCCUGUAAUCCCAGCUAUUCGGGAGGCUGAGGCACGAGAAUUGCUUGAACCUGGGAGGCGGAAGUUGCAGUGAGCCGAGAUUGUGCCACUGUACUCCAGCCUGGGCAACAGAGUGAGAUUCUGUCUCAAAAAAAAAAAAAGAAAAGAAAAGAAAAGAAAAGUAACUUUCAUAGAUUCUUAGAAAAGUUGCUCUUUCACACCCACACCCUUGCCCAAGUCUGGCCCACUUAGAGCAAGACUUAACUUCUCUCUGAAUGGGAACGGAAGGGAAGUACAUCUGCUCCAAGGUUGCGGUGUUGAAGAGUGAGAGGUCCAAGUGAUUCUGUGCAUCGAAACCAAGACCCCCCACCCCCGCUCAGAACAGUUCUUCCCUCCAUCAACCCAACCCAAAGCCUGGGGUUCUUGGCCCCAAGUGUCUGUUCUCCAGCUUUCCCAAGCCGCUUGCAUUCCCCAGGCUGGGCUACUGUGGCGGGUCAGGUAGAUUUGGAGACGGCCUAAGCUGGGUAUGAAUUGGUACGGCCCUCUUCUCCUUUCCACCAGUCUCUCAGGAGAGAAGUGGUAUUUCCUUAUUCUGAGGGAGCUUCAAUGGGAAAGGUCUCAAAAGCUUCAGGAGAGGCAGGAUGCCAGUGCAGGGGCAUGGCAGUAACCACCUCACCAUCUUGUAACCUCAGUCCCUUUUUCAAGAGUGAAUUUGGAUGGGGGAAGGGGUGGGAAGAGACCCAGAUUUGUAGAUCUAUUUGUCUAGGGGAGGGGAAGGAUGUGGUUUGCAGAGCGGAAGCAGAGUUUGAAAACGCAUGAGAGUGGAGUGUUCCCACCCUCGGCGAGGAUGUGUGAGUGCGGAGCAUGCAGAGUCGGGUGUUCCCACCCUCGGCGAGGACGUGUGAGUGGGUGUACAUAUGGAGCCAGUGCCUGCUGUGGGGUCACAACUAGUGCAUGAUAGCACUGAAGGGACCUGUCUUUAGGGAUCAUUUCAGCCAGCUCUUCCCAUCAUAGAUGACAGCUCCAAGCCUAGAAGAGGCAGGGGGCUCAGUGGCAGGGCCAGGACCAGCCCUCAGGUCUGUGGCCUCCUGCCCCACGGCACGGUCUCCACAGGGCUGGCUGGCUGUCCCUGUGUGUGUGACACUGGGUGUGAGUGCAGGGCUGUGCCCGGGUGGGAGGGUGUCUGUGUGGCCCUGACUGUUUUAGUUCAGAGCUGGUGGAUCCUUUCCAUGGACAGUGACACUUUAAGGAUUGUCUGGGUUUGUUUUUCCUAUUUGUGGGUUUUUCCCCCUCAGGCUCCUGGGUCUGUUGCUGCCUCACGGUGUCCUGACCUUGAGGCUGAUGAGGGGACCCCUGCCCACUCCCUUCAUACUGAGUUCUAGGGAGGUGCUUGCCCUAGACUCUUAGGAAGGGUCUAGCAGAGAAAUGAGAGGAGCCCAAGCCAGGGGCUAGCUCCGAGAAAGGGCAAGCUUUUUUCCCUAAUUGGAAAUGCAGACAGGUUUCCAAAGGCACAGGCGCCCCUGCCAGCUCCUAGCAUCUUCCUUGGUGUGCCACAGGCCAGUUAGGGGUAGGCAGCUUGCACCCAGUUCCCUUUUAUCUCAACUUAUUUUCCUGGGGAGAGGUGCCUAGGAGGGGGGUCACUUCAACUGGGAAUUCUGAGGAAGGCGGGCGAAGUGGCCUAGCUAGGCUCGCUGUCUGUGUUGACGCAGAUUGAGAGUGUGAUUCGCUCCCAACCACUUUGUCUUGAUCUACUGAAAACUUGGGAACUGAGGGGUACCCUCAUUCCCCUUUGUUCACUUUGUCCAGCUCCACUGGGGACUUGGGUGGUGGGACUGGAGGCCCCACCCCUGCCCCCGCCCCGCCCCGCCCUCUUUCCGUCCCAGCCUGUUUCCAUGUAGCAGACCCUUCCUAGGGAGCAGGGAGGGGAAGCCACAGAUUGCAAACCCAGGGGCUCCUUUUUCAUUCUUUCUAAAACCUUGAUAUCCUCAGCCCAAAGGCGAUGCCCCCCUGCCACCUCCAAGCCUGGAAUUGUGCAUAACCCGGAUCUUGUAUCUUUGUAUAACGGAUGUUAUUUGUACGAAGGGCAGUUCGUAAACAGCACUUGUUCUUUUAAUAAAAGAAUGUUUUGCAAAAAAAAAAAAAAAAAAAA
Molecule: messenger RNA, 7595 nt
Organism: Saimiri boliviensis boliviensis (Bolivian squirrel monkey)
Lineage: Eukaryota; Metazoa; Chordata; Mammalia; Primates; Cebidae
Gene: MLLT6
Product: MLLT6, PHD finger containing
Biological process (GO): regulation of transcription by RNA polymerase II
Cellular component (GO): nucleus
Molecular function (GO): nucleosome binding; histone binding
Source: RefSeq, a predicted model, not a curated record